This is a messenger RNA of Syzygium oleosum, 1527 nucleotides long. RefSeq lists its product as uncharacterized. The record is from RefSeq and is a predicted model, not a curated record. Lineage: Eukaryota; Viridiplantae; Streptophyta; Magnoliopsida; Myrtales; Myrtaceae. The coding region runs from base 159 to 1265 and encodes 368 amino acids. The transcript has 3 exons.
UCUGUAUGGGCCCUCUGCUUGAAAGCAUCCAACCACGCUCUCCAGAAUUGGCUCUUCAUCAACUUAUAUCACUAAAGCAGACGUGAUCUACACACACCUCCAACCUCUCCUCCUUCCCGUGCAUGAAACCCUAGCUGAUUUGCCGAGCACUGCCUUCCAUGGCCUCAACUAGUAAUCCUACUAGGAGACAUCGGUCGGUGGCGGCGCCGCUUCCUUCCCCUAUCCCCACGGCAAGAGGAUCCCGGUCCGCUGCGGACGAGAUCUUCUCGAGGUACCUCGAGGCCUCCCUGCGCGUCCCCGAGCUAGCCAUGCCGCGGCCUCAGCAUCCCCCUCGCCGAGCGCCGGAGGUCAUCGAUCUCGAGUCGCUCGUGCUGAGGGACGGGGCAUCAGUGCACAGGCUCAUGAGGUCCGCCAGAGAGUUUGGCGCGUUCCGGAUCCGCGGGCACGGGGUCUCGGACGAGGCGUCACGGUUGUUGGUGAGGGAGGCCGAGAGGGUUUCGGAAGUCCUGGAGAAGAAGAAGGGCAUCGACCUUCGUGAGGGAGGCGAUUUCGCCGGAGAAGGGCGCGGUCGGGAUAAGGAAGAGGUGAUGAUAAUUUGCUUCAAGGGAAGAAUAAGAUGGGGACAACAUUAUGUCGAGGCCGAGACCUAUCGAAACCUUAGACGAGCGACCGGGGAGGUGACCAGCAAACUCGACGUGGUAGCGCAAGAAGUGAGCCAAGUUCUUUCAGAAAACCUGAGGGCGAAGCCUGAUGAGCGUUUUGAAAUGGUGGAACCAACCCUGUGCGUGUACGGACACGUCCAUGAUCGUCAUAUCAUCGUACCCAGCCCAGACGCACAGCAAAGCCACAAGGUGGACGAACCUUUCAAUUACGCUUUCAGCAUGUACCUCCCCGUCGGGAAACACAGCGGGUUCUACCUCCGGACAUCGCGUUCUCCUCCGUAUGCUUUCCCUGCAAGCCCCAGCACAGUACUUGUCGCCUUAGGAGAACCGGUUGAGGAAUGGAGCGAUGGAGAACUCAGAUCUGCUUCAUGGGAACCCAUGUUUGGUCACUCGCAUGGGACUGAUCAUGACGAUCAUAUCCAAAACGAUGGAGCUGAGACGUUCUUCUCCUUGGAGUAUAAGUGCUCGCCUCCUUGGUUGAAUCCAAGUCGCGACACAACUCAAAUGGUGGUCUCCAUUUGCGAUCAGAUCCUAAUCGCCCUUUUCCUCGCGUGCCUGAUCUAUUCUCUCGCAUUCCUAUUUUCAUCAGGUGCGGCACGCUGAAAGAACGGGGAUCCUAAUGAGUACUCGACUCGCUCAAGACAUUCGAGAUCAUGACACGCCACUCUGGAAAGUUUAAGGACGACGAUCCAUGUAUGUGUCGUGCACGGCACAUGCAUAUAUAACAUAUAGUUUGCUCAUGAUCACUACUAAAUGCUCCUAUUGGUAAUGUUGUGUGCAUUUCCUCUGGAUACGUACAAUGUUAAGGUAAAAGAAAGGCGAAUAUGAUAAGAGUAUGUGAUGCAUCAAUCCAUUUUGCUCCUUG